ACAAAGAUGAUGAAUAAGGCACCGGUGGCUAUCAUCACGGGCAGCUCAAAACGAAUUGGAAAAUCAAUCGCCAUUCGUCUGCAUGAUGACAACUUUAACGUAUGUCUGCACUACUGCAACUCUCGCGAAGCGUCUGAGACACUUAUGAACACGCUCAACUCACGACGCCCAGACAGCGCGGCGAUAUUCAAGGCUGACUUUAGUGGUGGGAUGAACUCCCCCAGCGAAGUGAGCCUUGCUAAACGUUGCGCUCGCCUCAUCGAUUUUUGCUACUCCACUUUUGGACGAUGCGAUGUGUUGGUGAAUAACGCUUCGGCGUUCUAUCCAACACCGCUCCUGGGCGACCUUUCCUCGGUGGUAGGGAAAGACAUCUAUGAAACCGAUCGUAUCGAGAACGACAUUCUGGAUAUUUUUGGCUCCAACGCACUUGCCCCUUUGUGCUUGAUCCGGUGUUUUGCUCGGAAGGUCCAAUCGAUUGAGGACGAGCUCCAGUCCGAUUCACCAACCCACCGAUGUGUGGUGAACCUAUUGGACUCUAUGAUAAGCACCCCAUUGGAAGGGUAUAGCCUUUACACCAUGGGCAAGUACGCAAUGGAUGGACUCACCAAGGCGGCUGCGCUAGAGCUAUCCAAACUAAAUAUCCGUGUAAAUGGGGUUGCUCCAGGUUUGUGUGUGAUGCCACCGGGGAUGUCCAAGGAAAAGCAAGAGGCAGAACGCGGUAAAGUGCCCCUCGGCCAACGAGAGGCCUCUGCGGAGGAAAUUGCUGCCGCAGUGUCCUUUAUGGUUUCCUCUGAAUCACAGUACAUCACUGGAUCUGUUCUUAAUGUGGAUGGUGGGAUCAGUAUUAAGCGUGCUUAAUAUAUCGUUAAUCGGCAUCUUUAAUAGAAACACUUUUCUUUUCGUUUUUCAAAUUAGAUCCAAUGCACAAUAACCUACUUUAAGUUUUUCAUGGUAAAGAGGUCGUGAUCAGGCUAAACUUACCUUACUUGGGAGUUUCUGA
Messenger RNA from Phytomonas sp. Hart1, 1000 nucleotides. NCBI's taxonomy places the organism in Eukaryota, Euglenozoa, Kinetoplastea, Trypanosomatida, Trypanosomatidae. The record is from the annotation of a GenBank genome assembly.